AUGUCCCAGACCAACACUUCUCUCCUGGACGAGGUUGUUCAAUGGAGCCAGGAAACCUGUCGCAGGGAGCUCAAAGCUGUCCUGCCCAAACUUACCUCUUUACAUCAUCAGUCUGAAGGCUGGGAUGAUCACAUACGUGUACUGAAGAUAAUAACAGAGAUGUUCCUUCCUCACGUUGCUCUGUCAGAUCUGGAAAAUGAAUGCUUCUCCAAGAUCUUACCGAAGACAGUGACUAUGUUUGACAGUAUGAUGAAAGAACUUUCAAUCCAAGUUGGAGGCUUGUCCAGCCAAAAUAAAGAACUGUGCUCCUUACUGAGGAACAUUCUGAAGUCACUGAUGCAGAUAAUUGAUGCAAUGUCCGCGUGUGUGCGUCACGUUGGCACGUAUGAUGAGGUCCCGGACCUUAUGUUGAUCCGCACCUUACCGACAUCCAUCCUGAAAGUAUUGCGAGACACUUUUCUGCACUGUAAGGAGAGUGAGGUGGUCUACUGUGGCCGUCUUUCUUUGGUGGCUGACCUGCUGCAGAGCCUGUUCAGGGAGGCCUUCGCCCUACAGAAGGCCCUUUUGGACCUCCUGGACAGGCUUUCCAUUGAUAGCAGUGCCUCUGAAGAAGAGGUCUCCGAUAUCGUCACAGUAAUUCACAGCCUUUUGGACAUUUGCUCGAUCAUCUCGAACCUGGACAUGGCGCUGCACGCUAACACGUGGAAGUUCCUCAUCAAACAGAGUCUGAAAUACCAGUCACUGGUGGAGGACCAUCUCCAUCAUGGUGACAUCACUUCCAGCCUGUGUGACAACCUGCUGGCUUCCUUUCACAAUGCUGUGGAUAUGGCAGCGCAGAUAAAGCACUCCGCUCUCCAGGACGCAACAGAGAGCGCAGAACACAAGCUGUUCCAGAAAACGGCAAAGAUGUGCAGAUUUUUUGCCAACACUCUUGUUCAUUACGUAAAGGAAUUCAAACCUUUCUUAACGAAGUCUUGCAAGAUCUUUUAUGAAACGUACCUCCAGAUUAACAGUAAAUUCCCUCCAAGCUUGUGCGCGCCAGAGUUACCGCCGUCUCUUUCCGAGGAACUGAACGCGGUGGCCGUCGUUCCACUGGAUGCGCUGCUUUUUCAGCUGCUACCUCUCAGAGCUUUUGCUGAUGUCGUUCUGCAGGACGAAUUGCACUUAAGUCCACAGCACGAGCUUCCUCAGUGUCUUUUGCUGACAAAAGUGCUGGAUCAGUUGGCCUCCCAGUCUGAGGAUGUGGUGUCUCUUUGGCACUCUGGCAGUCAGUUUUCAGAGGAAACACCCAGGCUUCCUCUCUACCAGGCAGUGUUCCGUAGUUUUCGGUGUUGCUAUGUCGAGCGCAAGGUGCCAGUGAUGCUGCCGGGGGUGAUGACCAAAGGUCGGGCCCAAAGUCAAGUGUCUCUGCACCAUCACGUGUGUGUGCACCUCUGCGCCAGUGUCGCUGUGCUUCCUCCACAGUAUUUUCCCGUUUUGGAGCGGUGCUUAGUGACCGCCACGAUGCAGGCCGACACCCAGACUGCUCUGUUGGCCACAGACGUGUGGUGCUUCACUGCGCGGUAUGGAACAGCAGAACUUUGUCUUCAUCAUGCCCUUCUCAUCGCUCACUUGGUGAAAACCUGUUCGGCUGAAUGCUCCCAGAAGUGGCACCUGGGCCUGCUGCUCAGACGUAUGCUUUUCCUCAUGACGCCCAGCCAUCAGAUGGAAUUACUAGUGCGGUUCCCUCCAUCCGAAGCUGAGAACCUCCCAAUAUGGCGUCACGUCCUCCUCCGGUCUCUUUCUGAUGACGCCCGUCAACGUGUUGAGGCGGACGUUAUUGCCUUAGCUCAAAAAGCUUUGAGCGACUGGCAGAGUGGAGGCUACAAACUGGGCCAAGUGGGCAAAGUGAAUGCAGUGCUACAAUGCCUCCUUGUGGUGGUUCAAGAAAAGUCAAGUGAAGUGGAUCAGUGCUGCUCUGCGACAAGGAUAGUCACGCAGCUGUGGCGGAGAAUGACACCACAUCAGGUGCAGACCCAUCAAGUGCUGCGCUCCACUCUGCAGCUCCUCUUGUCAAUAACAGCAGUUUUAGUCCAAAACAUGGAACCGGAAGUCAUCAUUCAGGCACUGGUGUGUGUGGAUGUCGUCGUCCCUCAGAAGUGUCAAGAUGAGCUGUUACUGGCUGCCCUAGAGUUCCUUUCAUCAAUGGGGAAGGUUUUUAUCCCUCCCGACAGCCAGAGUGAAAUCUUGCCCAGGUUGAGCAACUUGUUCAGAACGCUGUUAGCGCAAAAUUCCUCCUGGUUAGUCGAGCAACACACUUUGGAGGCUUUCGCUCAUUUUGUAGAGAAAACACACCACCAGGAGGUCAUUUCACACAGUUUGUGUGAGGAAGAAACUAAAAGCAAGGUGGUGAAUUUCCUGAGCAAGACUGUUAAUACACCAGAAGAAGUCAAGAAGGCACGGGUAGAAAGAAUCGAAGCGGAGAAGACCGUUUUACAGCAACACAAUUGUGCGCUCGAGUCCCCAAAACAGGUUUCCGUGGAAAUUUCUGAUCAAUCUGUGACUUACUCAGAGCCGCAGGCCAAAAGAGCCCGGCAGGAGAGUUGCGACGACGACGACUACAGCCGCCUCACGCAGACGGCCGAAGGUGCGCUGAGAGCCCUCCAGGCGCUCGCUACGGUUAAAACAGACGCAGAGGAGACUUCUCCUCCUCCUUUGUGGCUGGCUGCCAGACUACAAGCGCUACAGAUGCUUAUAAGUGAAAUAAGCGCAACCAUGACCGCAAACUAG
This is a messenger RNA of Nerophis lumbriciformis (worm pipefish), 2769 nucleotides long. Lineage: Eukaryota; Metazoa; Chordata; Actinopteri; Syngnathiformes; Syngnathidae. The record is from RefSeq and is a predicted model, not a curated record.